AUGAAUUACUUUCAGAAGUCUUUAAGAUAUUUCAGUAUAUCAUCUAAAGCAUUGGCGAAAAAGAAGAAUGCUGGUGUAAUUAAAACCAAGUAUUUGGGACGUCCAAGUAAUAAUUUGACUCUGGGUGUUGUCGGAUUGGCAAACGUUGGUAAAUCAACAUUUUUCCAAGCCAUGACCAAAACAAGUUUAGGCACAGCAGCGAAUUAUCCUUUCGCUACUAUAGACCCUGUGGAAUCAUUAGUAAUUGUAGAAAGCCCAAAACUAAAUCAUUUGGGCCAAUUAUAUGAAUCACAGAAAAAUAUUCCUACAAUUUUGAAUAUACUUGAUAUAGCUGGGUUAACCAGAAAUGCAGCAAGUGGUGAAGGUUUGGGUAAUAAGUUCUUAUCUGAUAUAAGACAAGUUGAUGGGAUAUUUCAGGUGGUGCGUGGCUUUAGGGAUGAUGAUAUUAUACAUAUUGAAGACAAUAAAGUUGAUCCUAUUCGUGAUAUGAAUAUUGUAACGGAAGAAUUAAUACUAAAAGAUUUAGAAUUUAUCGAAACUGGAAUAGAAAAAGUUGGGAAGUUAAUGAAGAGACCACAUAUAGAUAAAGCGCAGGUUCAAUUAGAGAUAGACACUUUAAACAGGAUUCAAGAUUUGUUGUACGAGAGUCGUAAAAUAUCAACUGGACAGUGGACGGAUAAGGAGAUAGAUAUAAUUAAUACUUACAACUUUUUAACUGCUAAGCCAACUGUGUACUUGUUGAAUGUCAACGAGAAAGAUUAUGUCGCUCAACAGAAUGAAUUCAAACAAGAUGUUGAACAGUGGAUAGAAGAUAAUUGUCCAAAUGAUAUACUCUUAAUGUUUUCAGCCUCGUAUGAGACUAAAAUAAAUGAAUGCAAAACUCCCGAAGAGUUGAAUAAAUUUGUUGCUCUAAACAAUAACAAAACGAGUGCAAAGUCUGACAUAGUUGACAAGAUGAGAAGUUGCUUAAACUUAAUCUCAUUCUAUACGUGUGGUCCCAAAGAGGCAAGACAAUGGUCAAUUCGCGAGGGAAGCACAAUGCCCGAGGCAGCUGGUUUAAUUCAUACUGAUCUUCAGAAGACUUUUAUUUCGGCACAGGUUUACAAGUUUGAUGACUUAGUAAAUUUAUCCCCACCGUUUAACGAAGCAUCGCUAAAAAAUAGUGGUAAGCAAUUUAAAUGUGGUAAGAACUAUAUAGUACAAGAUGGAGAUGUAGUGAUUAUCAAGGCUGGUAAUGCAAAGGCUCGAUAA
Messenger RNA from Debaryomyces hansenii CBS767, 1251 nucleotides. RefSeq lists its product as uncharacterized. The transcript has a single exon. The record is from RefSeq and is a predicted model, not a curated record. Gene Ontology annotation, cellular component: cytoplasm. NCBI's taxonomy places the organism in Eukaryota, Fungi, Ascomycota, Pichiomycetes, Serinales, Debaryomycetaceae. Bases 1 to 1251 code for a protein of 416 amino acids. Gene Ontology annotation, molecular function: ATP hydrolysis activity; ATP binding; GTP binding.